UCUUGUGUUCUCGUACGGUAGAACUACUACAGGUUAGGAUUGCAGAGCGUAUUUCCGCGUGGUGCAAAUAAUUCUUAGCUCCCUUUACUUGUACCGGUAAUUGGCCGGUAGUAUACCACCUCUCAACGGCUGUAUCGCAUUAUGUAAUGGUCAGGGAAAGUAGACUGCACGGCUUUGAAAAUCGGCAGGAGAAAAACAAAAUUGGAGUGAUACCUACGAAGGAAAGGAGACGAGUAUUCAAAGUGUGCUGAAUCACGAUUUCUGGCUACGAGCAUUGCUGGACCGUCACAGUACGGGUGAGCUGGUGGCUGCUAGCACAGUGUAGAUGGGGGCCAGUUUCGGAAAAUGCAAACACCGGCACACGUAGGGAAGCAGAGCUGUAUGUAAUUGCCGACAACAGCAAUGGUAAUGGCAGUGCGACUCGCUAGCUCCACGGCUCUUGUCUUGGUGGCCAUCAAUCUACUGUCGCUUAUCCCACGUGCUGAAGUAGAGGCAUUCGCUUGGACACAGUGUGCGAACAGUGCAUAUGAGUAUCAGCAUCAAGGCUCAACUUUGAUGACAUUCGACUCGGCAGUAUCAUUCUGCAAGGCCAAGGAUGGAGGAGCUUACCUUGCCAUCCCACGCAAUGCUGUGGAAGAUGCGUGCAUAUGUAACCUGCUCUCUAACACCACCGCAUGGCUUGGCAUCAGAAAACUGAAUGGCAUAUGGAUGGACAUUGAAGCCAGACUAGAAGUUCACUACACCAAUUGGGAAGUUGGAGAGCCCAGUACUGAUUCAAGGCGACCUCAGCAUUGUGUAACAAUGUGGUAUGUACCUGACAAAGGCAAAGGAGACCAAUGGGAUAAUCUGCAGUGUGGAUGGAUCAGGCGUGUUGUUUGCCAAAGAAAAGGUAUAACAUGUAUGGCUCCACCACCUGCCCUGGCAAAUAGUUCCAUAUUGAGCCAAGAGCUGGUGUACCCUGGUAUAGUGACAUACCAAUGUGACGUGGGCUAUUAUGUAGCUGGUUAUGCCGAACAGAAUGUCAGCAAUGCAACAGUGCAAUGUGCACCCAAUGGAACAUGGAUUGGAACCCCACCGACAUGCCUACCUAUCAUGUGUCCUGACCUACCCAACACCCUGGAGAAUGGCAGUGUACGUGUACUGUCAUUUGGUCUGGAAUAUACUAACAACAGGACAUACACAUGUCAACAUGGAUUCUUUAUAUCUUCAGCAGCGAAUUUCUCUGUGACAUCAGUAACAAUGCACUGUCUUUUGAACGGCUCUUGGAGUGCUCCAGUUCCAACUUGCAAGCGUAUAACAUGUGUGGCUCCACCACCUGCCCUGGCAAAUAGUUCCAUAUUGAGCCUAGAGCUGGUGUACCCUGGUGUAGUGACAUACCAAUGUGAUGUGGGGUAUUAUGUAGCUGGUUAUGCUGAACAGAAUGUCAGCAAUGCAACAGUGCAAUGUGCACCAAAUGGAACAUGGAUUGGAACCCCACCGACAUGCCUACCUAUCAUGUGUCCUGACCUACCCAACACCCAUCUAAAUGGCAGUGUACGUGUACUAUCAGUUGGUCUGGAAUAUACUAACAACAGGACAUACACAUGUCAACAUGGAUUCUUUAUAUCUUCAGCAGCAAAUUUCUCUGUGACAUCAGUAACAAUGCAUUGUCUUUUGAACGGCUCUUGGAGUGCUCCGGUUCCAACUUGCAAACUUUUGGUAUAA
This is a messenger RNA of Sycon ciliatum, 1704 nucleotides long. Its product is annotated as P-selectin-like. The transcript is spliced from 8 exons. Bases 403 to 1704 code for a protein of 433 amino acids. Lineage: Eukaryota; Metazoa; Porifera; Calcarea; Leucosolenida; Sycettidae. The record is from RefSeq and is a predicted model, not a curated record.